AUGCCUCCUGACUUUGCGCCGCUGAAAAAUGACCGCAUAUUACGUGCCGCCAGAGGCCAAACGGUCGACCGACCGCCUAUGUGGGUAAUGCGACAAGCUGGUCGUUACCUUCCAGAGUACCACGAAGCGAAAGGCAAGAACGAUUUCUUCGCUUGCUGCCGCUCACCUGAAAUCGCGUCUACCUUGACCCUGCAACCUAUCGACCGUUACGAUGGCUUCAUCGAUGCUGCAAUCAUAUUCAGCGACAUUCUAGUGAUACCACAGGCUAUGGGCAUGGAAGUGCUCAUGGUGGAUGGUGUGGGCCCACGGUUCCCAAAUCCUUUGAGAAGUCCAUCCGACCAGCAGUAUGCAGACUUGUUAGCAAAAGAGGUCGAUGUCAAGAAGGAGUUGGACUAUGUCUACAAAGCGAUUACACUCACACGUCAGAAGCUGGAUGGCCGCGUUCCACUCAUCGGUUUUUGUGGCGCGCCUUGGACAUUAUUGUGCUACAUGGUGGAAGGUGGUGGAACCAAGAUGUUUCGUGAGGCGAAGACAUGGGUCUUCAAGUAUGGUGAAGAAGGCAAGAAGUUGCUGCAGAAAAUUAGUGAGAUAUGCGUGGAGUACCUGGUCCUACAGGUUGAAGCAGGUGCCCAGAUGCUGCAAGUGUUCGACUCUUGGGCUGGUGAGCUCACUCCUGCCAGUUUUGAGGUGAUGAGCUUGCCAUACUUGAGGUAUAUUUCCAAGCAUACAAAGGAACGAUUGAAAGAGAGAGGACUAGAUGUGGUACCUAUGACAGUAUUUGCCAAAGGUGCAUGGUAUGCUUUGGACCAAUUGUGCGAGUCCGGCUACGAAGUUGUAGGCUUGGACUGGUUACACGAUCCUGCACAAGCGGUUGAGAUUGCAAAUGGAAGGGUCACGUUGCAAGGCAAUGCUGAUCCUGGUGUUCUAUAUGGAAGCAAUGCUUCGAUAACAAACGUCGUGGAACACAUGGUACAGGGCUUCGGCGGAGGGAAGCAGAGAUGGAUCGUGAACUUGGGCCAUGGAAUUACGCCAGGCGUUGAUCCCGAGAAGCUUAAGCUCUUCUUCCAGGAGAUUGUGAGACAUACAACAUGA
Messenger RNA from Lithohypha guttulata, 1092 nucleotides. RefSeq names its product Uroporphyrinogen decarboxylase in heme biosynthesis (gene HEM12). The record is from RefSeq and is a predicted model, not a curated record. Bases 1 to 1092 code for a protein of 363 amino acids. Gene Ontology annotation, molecular function: uroporphyrinogen decarboxylase activity. The transcript is spliced from 3 exons. Gene Ontology annotation, cellular component: cytosol. NCBI's taxonomy places the organism in Eukaryota, Fungi, Ascomycota, Eurotiomycetes, Chaetothyriales, Trichomeriaceae. Gene Ontology annotation, biological process: heme biosynthetic process.